AUGGCUGACCGCGUCUCCAUCGCGGCAGCUAUUGCUGGCCUCCUUCCGGUUGUCAACGACCCUCAUGGAUUACCUGAGCAGGAGCUUCAAGGGUUUGCCGGGGCACGGCCGCUCUUAGCUUGGGGGAUACUCCAGCAGCUGGUGCUCCUGCUCCAGACACUCACCAACCCGGAGAAGCUCAAGUCCAGAUACGGUAUUUUGGUUGAAAAGCUCGGCAGUCUUCACAGACCCGAAGACAUAGCCAUCGAGAUGAACAACAUCUCAGAUUAUCUCUAUACUAUCGACAGCCGCUUUUCUUCAAAAGACUUGGGAAAGUUUGAAGAGUGCCGCCUCCGGCUCCUAGGCCUUCUCCAGAGCAUCCGUCUCACCCUCUGGGGCGGGAGCACCGAGAUGGAGGAGUUGAUAGAGCGACUAAGGGAGUUCAACCGGAACCUGCAGCUGUUUACCGCACCGGACACGAGGGAUGUUGUCAAGCGAUUGGUCUUUCAGCUGGCUGUCAAGGACGUCGGGCGUGAUAUUGACCGAACAAAGCGGCUGGAAGAAGCGGCGACUUACGAAGCAAAGCAUUCGAUCGAUGACGGAGAGAGACAGAGCUAUGAUGAUAUCGCGAAGUUUGUCAACUUUGCCAUGGCCGUCCAAGCCUCUGACGCCAAGAUGUCCGGCAAGAAGAUCUUCCGCCUCGACGAUUUUUCUUUCGACGCCCCUUACUACCUCGACAAGAACGCCACGUUGGCUCGACUGUUCGAUUACCCUACCAAGUACCAAUCCCGGCUGGUCCUUGUCGAAUGGGUAAGCACCGGAAGGGGAGGCUCCAGAACUAACAACUCCAUCCUAGAGGCGUUAGACGAGGCCAAAGUAACUUGGUACAUCCUGCACGCCGUGAAGCCCGAGAAGCUUCUCCUACCAGCCACGAUUGGAAUCAUCUUCGACGAGUCAAGCCCGGGGACUAUCGGGAUCGUUUUCCAACUGCCUUCACACAUCCGCGGAAACCUGCCCACGAAGCCUGUCCUCGGCAGACCCGGCCACCCAGACGGACGGGUGGUCCGCUCGCCCAAGACCAUCGCCGCGCAGCGGAUGCCCACCAGCCUGCGGCAGCUCAUCCUCGAGAGGGAACCCAAGGGUAUCGACCUCGGCAUCCGCUUCCAAAUCGCCAAGCGACUCCUCGACGCCGUCCACCUGAUGCACACCGCCCGGUUCACCCACAGUGAAGACGGCGCAAGGCAUACCAAGGAGAGACGAGUCUGCCUAGAUGGUGUGGACCCCAUGGUCACGCCAGCCAUCUCACGGCCUCGAGGUCAAAGUAGGCUCGACGAGCUUUUCUGCCGUAUCGAGGCCACCAGCAUACGACGCGAGAUUUUAUGUAAACCGAACACCGUGCCCAUGUCCGCCCACUUCGUUCCCUCGUCCUUCGUGGAUGGGUCCAGCGCCGGUACCAGGGCCGGGCCAUGGACCACCGGGACACGGACACGGACCAUCAGCUUUCGGCCCCCCAUCGUCAUCUUCUCUCGUAAUGCACCACCCCCCUCCGCGUGGGAGUGGGAGUGA
Messenger RNA from Chaetomium globosum CBS 148.51, 1545 nucleotides. RefSeq lists its product as uncharacterized. Lineage: Eukaryota; Fungi; Ascomycota; Sordariomycetes; Sordariales; Chaetomiaceae. The transcript has 3 exons. Bases 1 to 1545 code for a protein of 514 amino acids. The record is from RefSeq and is a predicted model, not a curated record.